Molecule: messenger RNA, 1478 nt
Organism: Ectocarpus siliculosus
Lineage: Eukaryota; Phaeophyceae; Ectocarpales; Ectocarpaceae
Source: the annotation of a GenBank genome assembly
AUGAGGCGCAAAAAAAGCAACAUUCUAUCCCUGGAGGCUCGCGUGUUGGAGAAGAGGGAGCAGGUACAAAAAACAGCAAGACGGCUAGCGAGGGAAAAGCAGGAUUUCUUGAGCGGCAACUUUGUGAGAACGUGGAGAACAGGUUUCAACGCCCUGAAGGCUUCCGAGCAGGACAACAGAAUGAGUGAUAAGCAGCUACCCGUGCGCAGCCACUCUCUUGUGGACAACGAGGUAUGGCAAAUGGCUGAGAUCCGACGAUGGUUCGACUCGCACAGUUCGCCGCAGGCAAUUGACGGUUUCAAUCCCCUGGCUUCCGGGUACACCAUGUCUUCAGACAAGAACGGGGCUUUGCCUCCUCUUUUGCGGAUCCAGCGGGUUCCCACGCCAAAAUGGGCUGCGGCCGAAGACAGGAAGAUCAUCGAGAAAUCGCGGGAUAAGCGCGAACAGGCUAUGAGAUUCAGCGAGCUCCAAGACCGGCAUUUCGCUGAUUUUGAGGGAAACCUUGACGUUCAGCGGGCGCGAACUGCCGUUUUGGCCUCACGGUUGAAGCCCCCGAAGGGUUGGGGCCCUCAUCACACCCACGUAGCGGGGUUCCGCACGCCUCCUUGGAAAGAACGCCCGCCACAAGAGGCCCCCCGCUACAAACCUCCACAAGUGUUUCGCGACAGGGACAUUUUUCUCCAGGUGACAGGCCCCUCUGUAGCGUUCUUAUCCAUCCCAUAGCACGAGCAGCUCAGUGGGCUACCCAACGGGGUUCAACUUGUUCGUGCCGACGACGUGUAUCACUCAUCUUCCAUGUCCGCAAAAGAGUGUGAGCUGUUUGCAUUGUCAGCGCUUCUGCUUGCUCUUCUCUCUUUUCAUAACGACAGCCAGGUAGACCGUUUUGUCCCAUUGGUCAUUUCGUCGGCAUACUCAAGCAUGCAUGUGUGAGUACUGUAGCCCCCGAAGACACAAAACGUCCGGUGGUCAUCGAUCCUGCGAUGCGUAGCUUAACAACGAACACCACUAGCCGUGUGCAACCGUUAUUCAUUCGUCGGCAUGAUCAAUAGAUUGGUGUGUAGGGCCAGAAGAAACCAAAAGUCAUCGAUCCUCAGCACCGUUGCUGAACACAACGAACACACACCACCGUGUGCGACCGCCGCCGGCAGGCGGGCGGGGGGCUAGAAACCUACAACGCCAACCGGAAGGAGACCAGGCGACGGGCUGCUGCCAUGACGGCGGGAUCAGACAUAUGGCACGCAAGCGCUGCACAAUAGCAGCCAACAUGUGUGCCACAGUAGUAGCGCAGGCACGGCGAGAGGGACAGAAACAUAGAGACCAAGGACUUCGGGCAUGGCCACGAGGCCUGUUGCUGGCCACCACUUCGAGUGGAGCCUUCGCAGAAACGACGGUCUGGAGCACGUGUGCCGAUCGACUUAGCACGGGGGGGGGGCGAUAGCGCACUAACGGCGUAUCCACACAGCUCCUCCUUAGUCGCA